Molecule: messenger RNA, 4638 nt
Organism: Phalacrocorax carbo (great cormorant)
Lineage: Eukaryota; Metazoa; Chordata; Aves; Suliformes; Phalacrocoracidae
Source: RefSeq, a predicted model, not a curated record
CCGGAAUGCUCACUGGAGAAGUUUCUUGAUAGAUCUUACAACCAAAAAAGACCAUAAUUGGUCCAAAAUAGAGACAUUUUCAGAAGCCUGUGCGGGUGAAGACUCUGCGCCACCAAUUUGGUCAGUUGACCAAGCUUUUUGCAGAGAGAAGAAAGAUGGAAAGUAAUGCAGUUUUACUGGAAUCCAAGUCCUCUCCUAUCAACCUACUGAAUGAAAUGCAUCAGCUGCGUCUCCUGGGCCACCUCUGCGACGUGACUGUCAGUGUGGAGUAUCAAGGUGUCAGGGCAGAGUUUGUUGCCCACAAGGCUGUCUUGGCAGCAACAAGCAAGUUUUUCAAGGAGGUGUUCCUUAACGAGAAGGGCAUGGAUGGCCCAAGGACCAAUGUGUUCUUGAAUGAGGUCCAGGUUGCUGAUUUUGCUUCCUUUCUUGAGUUUGUCUACACUGCUAAGGUAGAAGUGGAAGAAGACAGAGUGCAGCGUAUGCUAGAAAUAGCCGAAAAGCUGAAGUGCUUGGACCUCUCGGAAACCUGCUUUCAGUUAAAGAAGCAGAUGCUUGAAUCGGUGCUGUUGGAGUUGCAAAACUUCUCAGAAUCACAGAACUCUGAGGAAGAGAGCGCUACCCAGCCGAGCAUUUUGCUCGAGUCCAAAGCAGCUGCUGUGGCAGAAGCAGACCGGGCAGGCUGUCCUCUGGAUCCUCCAGGUUCCCCAGGAGGCAGGCCCAGCAAUGGAAUGUCUUCUGAGAUGCCGGCUACCAAAUCGAAAGAGAAAAUGGACAAAAAGAAGGAAAUUAUGAAGCCUCCUUACGCCAAAAUCAGAAGGGCAAGCGGGAGGCUGGCUGGGAGGAAAGUGUUUGUGGAAAUCCCGAAGAAGAAAUACACGAGGCGGCUAAGAGAGCAGCAGAAGAACGCAGAGGCUGCUGUUGAAGAAAGCAAAUAUCCUCAAGAUCAGGAUAUGUGUGAUACGGAGAGAGAGGAGGAGCAAGCAGAGAACAACGUCAAACCUGAAAGCGAAGAAUGCGAUGGCAACUUUGAAUCGGAAGAAAACCUAAAAAAAUCUGAAGAGGAUAAAAAGAAACGAGGCAGUAACUUCAAGUGCAGCACGUGCGAGAAGGAAUUCCUGUACGAGAAAAGUUUCCUCAAGCACAUAAAGCACAGCCACGGCAUUGCAGCCGAAAUCAUUUAUCGGUGCGAAACCUGCAGUCAGACCUUUGCCAACCGGUGCAACCUAAAAAGCCAUCAGCGCCAUGUCCACAGCAGCGAGCGCCACUUCCCUUGUGAGCUCUGCGGUAAGAAGUUCAAGCGGAAGAAGGACGUCAAGAGGCACAUUCUCCAGGUUCAUGAGGGUGGUGGGGAGCGUCAUCAGUGCCAACAGUGUGGAAAGGGGUUGAGCUCCAAAACUGCCUUGAGGCUCCAUGAAAGGACGCAUACAGGCGACAAGCCUUAUGGGUGCACAGAGUGUGAGGCUAAAUUUUCUCAGCCUUCUGCACUUAAAACACACAUGAGAAUCCAUACUGGUGAAAAACCUUUUGUCUGUGAUGAGUGUGGCGCCAGGUUCACUCAGAAUCACAUGCUUAUAUAUCACAAGCGAUGUCACACAGGGGAAAGGCCUUUCAUGUGUGAAACAUGCGGGAAGAGCUUUGCCUCUAAGGAGUACUUGAAACACCAUAAUCGAAUCCAUACUGGAUCCAAACCGUUCAAAUGCGAAGUUUGCUUCAGAACGUUUGCACAGAGGAACUCGCUUUACCAGCACAUAAAAGUUCACACAGGUGAGCGACCCUACUGCUGUGACCAGUGUGGUAAGCAGUUCACGCAGCUGAACGCGCUGCAGCGUCACCACCGAAUACACACCGGCGAGAAGCCCUUCAUGUGCAACGCCUGCGGCCGAACUUUCACGGACAAGUCCACCCUCCGCCGGCACACUUCGAUACACGAUAAAAACACCCCCUGGAAGUCCUUCCUUGUCAUUGUUGAAGGAGCAUCUAAGAACGACGAAGGUCACAAAACGGAGCUUCCCGACGAAGAAUAUGAUGUGUCACCUAAAAUACCAGAGAAGCUGCUGUCUUUCUCUGAAAACGGCCACUAUCAAAGCUUGACCGCUGUCCCGGGGAGCGUGACUGCGCUGCACGACAACGGUUCUGCCACGGGAACAGACUGUAAGUCGGACGGGACUCCAGGACCCCAGGAAGCCCUUAUAGCCACCACUCUGAGUGAGCUGACAGUGCUACAUACACAGACAGACUCUAUUCAGCCACAGCUUCACGCUCUGGUGAAUAUGGAGUAAUGGGGUAUUUGUGACUCCAGUUUAAGCUGCACCCUUUGUAUAGUCCUUUGACUUUGCCAGUAACCUGCUGAGGGAACCAGGGGAAGCUAUUGCAAGGAAGCAGGGCUAGAGGUGAAAGGCAUGCACUGGAUUUCCAGAAUUUCCUCAAACAAUUCAUUAUCCACCUCCAUCUCCCCAAGGUAGGGCAGGGUGACACCACAGCAGGGUGGGGGCAGAGGAGGCAGGAGUCCCGGGAGGUUUGUUCUCUACAAUUAAGAGGGUGUCAUUCAGCUUGUUUGCUCUAGCCGGCCUGCAGUGAGAGCGAGCACCUGUACUCAGCUAGGUUAUAACGAAGGUGCGAGUGUGAUUUCCAGUUGAUUUAAUGACACACGUACAAUCAAGAGAAACGACGUUGUGUUUCUCAGCCUCGUAGCUUAGUGAAUUGCGUUUUCCCCAGUGGAAAUUCAUAGAUAAAAUAAGUUUUGCUCAGUCGCUUUUCCAGGAAAUGUUGGUUUAUCUCUGCUUUUGCCAGAGAUCUGAGCAGUGAGCCAGCUCGCUCCUUGGGAAUACGAGCGGGAGCAGGCUUUGGGAAGAUGCGGAGUUUCAUUCCAGGAGUUUUGAUUCUCUAGUUGCGAAACGGGGAAGUGGGAGCCAAGCGCUGCGUCUGUACAGGCCGUGGCAGUAUUUCCACGUUUCAGUGAAACCUGGUGCAGUUUGACACCUGCAUUCGGUCAGUCUUUGUCUUCUAACACUCCAGCCGACACAUAACUUGGCAAUUAAGAGACCAAAGCAUCUCCUGUAAAAACAUCUAGCUAGGGUAGAAAGCGAGCUUGUCGGCGCUGUCCUGGUCACUUGUAGCUAGGCUGUUUUCUGCUGGUUCAGAUAGGUCAGCAAUGCUUUUCUCCACCGUCACUUCAGCGUCGCUGUUGCUCAGAACUGCAGACCUACUUUUACAUCAGUACUCCGGUGGGAAAAGGUAAUUACUGUUUUGCUGUCGAGCUGCUACAGCUAAUUCCCACCAGUGCUAGAGUCUCCAGGGGUAAAUUCAGUUACAAACGGGAGGCAGGCAGGCAGGCAGGCAGGGUUCGUAGGACUAAUGGGAUAAAAAGAUGCAAAUAAGCGAAAAAUAUACUGGGCUAUUUGAGGCAUCUAGACCUUUAUUUCCCAGAUCGCGAAUACUUUGCCUGUAAGGCUCUGUUGGAACCUGAACGGCAGGUUUAAGCUUGUGUCUGUUUAACGGUCCCUGGUGAGGCCUUAAGUGAUGAACGAACAUAGAGUUCAAAGGCUUUUCCUGAUUGUAGUGGAAUAACCCUGGCACCGCGCCUUUUGUUGUUUGUUUUAAAUAAGGAAAGGUGAGGAGCAGAGGGACUCAGGGUCCCAGGUGUGACUUGCGUUCAGCUCACGCUCCGACGCCCGCUGGGGUUGGAUCCCAGCACCACCCACCGCUCUGAGAAUCACCCUUCUAUUUGGGCGCUUCUCACCCAGAGAGACAGCGCCUUCCUUAGUGUCCCCUCCCCUUCCCAGGGAGACCAGCCCCUUGUUUGCCCCAGUCCCGGCCAGUAGCUGGGAAAGCCGAGAGGGUUUCUGUCCAGGGUCAGCAAUUUCUGUGUUCCCAGAAGCUUGGGCACCUUUGCUAACACCGAAGCUGAACUGGAUGAGAAAGUUCCUGUGGCUGACCUCACGUUAACCUCACUGGAGUGCCUGGGAGGAUUUGGGAUGUUUCCCGCGCAGGGAAGUAGCUGGCGCUGCCAGAGAAACAGCCGACGGGGGUGACUCGGUUUCGGGAGCAGCGUUGAAUCAACAGCAACUUGCUGGUAUGGUUAGUGCUUCAAACUCAGGACCAGAUUCCCAGUGCCACCGUGUAAAAAUGUGGAGCUUUUCUAAUUAAUUUUCCUGUUGCUCUUUAUUUUCAUAUUAACGUGGUAUUUCCACAGAAGCUUUCUCAGCUGAAGCUGUGAGAAAAACUUUCUGAAACAAAGAUUGCAGUAGCGUGAAGGUAAGCACAAUCAAGCCUUGUUAGGGCCAGUUCUAAGGCUUAGGGGUUGGCAAAGCAAUAAAGACAGCCAAACCGUGGCACAGAGCUAUUUUUGAACCUUAAAGGGAUGCCUGAUGUGUUACCAUGGAAUCAUAACUUAAUCUAUAGAAAGGGAAUUUUUUUAAAGAGAACACUUCCAAGAGGUUAUAUUUGAAAUAUUUAUUCAAGCACGACGUUCCUGUUGAAGCCUAAUAUUCCCAAUGACCAAUGUAAAGCACUUGUAGAUAUAUUUAAAGUCUGAGCAUUAGUACCUGUAGCCAGGGAACCUUUUGUACUCCAUGAAUGUACGGAAGUGAGUUACUCGUAUGAACUGUUCUUAUUAAAAUACUGAAAUCUUAAGCCUGA